GUUUCGUGGCGCCGGUCGGUUCCCUUAGUAACUGUUGGCUACCGGUUUUGAGUGGCUCCUGGAGCUGCCGGGAGGCGUCGGGGACUUCUUUGUCCUCCGCGGUCUGCGAGCCUAACCCUGCCCUUUUCCAAGGCCCUAGGUGUCUGGAGCCGCUGGCGUUCCGUUCCCUUGCCCUGGGCUGCGCCUCAGGCUGUGGUCUUAGAACCUGGCUCUUCGUCCGCCCGCUCCCUCCUCCCGCUUCCAGGAAACCGCCGGGCGAGUCCCUAAGCAGGCCGGACAGCAGCGAGCAGAGUGGGCCGUGGAUGUGAGGCUGCCCCCCUCCAUGCUGAGGAGCCGCCGGGUCCCUUGUCCCGCGGCCUGGAGGACAAGAGCCUAAGAUGUUUCCAUUUGUGUAAAUAAUUUGUGAAUAUUUGCUUUGGGAGUUGAAAACUAUCUGCUGAUUAUGGCUCAUCAAUAUUCAAAGGAAAAACUAGAUGAAGAGUUUGAGCAAUUUAUGAAAGAGUCUCUUUCAGAGGAUUCAUUUGGAAACUCAAAGAAGACAUACAGAUGUCAUAGAAAAAGAGAUUUGAAGAAGAAAAAUUCUGCACCAUGGUGGUUAACAGAUGAUGAUUUUGAAGAUGAUGGAGCACUUGGAACAAAUAUAAACUUUUUGAAAUCACAAAAGGUGUCCCAACCUGUUGUUGAGGUGGAAGAAGCCACUGGCAAGGUGUACCUCUGCAAGAGCAGUGGGACUUCUGUGAUAAGCGGAGACAGUUUAGAAACAAAUGAUUCAGUUGUUGCUUCUGGGCCUAAUCUUGCCAUUUUGGGAUUGGAUACAUUAGAAGAACAAGAAGAAAAGGAAAGAUUUUUUGCCAUACUUGAAAAAGGCCUAACAUCAACCAUUGAUUAUUCGAAAUUAAAUAAGGAAUUGGAUUCUAAUGAGUCUACAAAAUUAAAAGAUUUCCUCAGAAAUAAAACCAAAAUGGAAUCAACUGAAGAUGAAAAUGAGGAUGAUUCUAAACAUGAGGAAAUAGCAGAAAAUUACAGUGAUGAUUUUGAAGAUGAGGGAGACGCUGAUGUAUUGUCACCUACCGAAAAGGAAGAAAAUCAAAACAAGCAAAAUCCCAAAUCUUUAGAAGAGAUAAAUGCUCCAGCCAAGAAAGAAGAGAAAACUGGCAUGCUAGCCAAUGUCAUGCUGCUGGAUUCAUUAGAUUCAGUUGCAGAAGUGGAACUGGAUUCUCAAGAUAAAACAACAACCAAAUUACAAGCACAGCCAGAAGUUACUGAUAAUGAAAUGACCAGGACAGGUAUGUCUUACGGACAAAGCAACAGUGACCUGGAAGCACUGCAUCAGGCCUAUCAUCAUAUUGAUCAGUCUUUGGGAGACACAGAUGAACACAAAAUUGAGAGUAGCAAGAGCUUACUGCAGGAUGUUCCUCAGGAAACGGAUGAGUGCUCAAAAAACAUCUCUACUCCUGAAUCUGACCUGCAUACUGUAGAGGAGUUGAUGAAGCCUAUUAGAAUGGAUUCAUUACAUGGCAACUGUUUUGGUGGGCAGCCUGUCAGCACGAAAAAACUGAUUGAUAGCAAGACAACUGAAUUUGUUAGUCCUCUGCCUCUUAAGAAACAACCUCCUGUAAUGUCUCAUGAGCAGCAGCAGCAGCAGCAGCAUUUGGAUCAGUUUUUUGAAAAGAAUGAGAAGAAUACUUUUUUGCAAAAGACUACAAACAAAAUUAGCGAAAGUAGUUUGCCAAGAGUGACUCCGACUGAAGAACAUCUAGAUAAAAUGCACCUUGAUCUUUUAAGAAAAAAACUAUCCCAAGAUUCUUCACCUUUAUUUCAUGAUAAUAAAAUUAAUCAAGCCAUCAGACCUCAGUUUCCUCAGCUGAGCUCCGGAGAGGAUGCUAUCAGUCCUAUUAUCAAUAAACAGGCAACAUCCAAGAAGACAAGAAGUACACCUCCUUUACUUAAGAGAAAAUCACAGAGUGGACCCUAUGCAUCUGUGAGAAGCUCGGGAUAUGGAAAAUCAUAUUCACCAUUAAAAGCUUUUUCUACUGUUGAAAAGAAAACAUCAAAGGACAUUAUGAAAAAGGAAAACUUAAAAUCCAAAUCCCCUCCAUAUAAAAUCAGGCAAAAAGGAAACUUAUUUGCAACAAAACUAAUAAGAUCUGGAGCUGCAGGUAAACAAGUAACCAAAACUGAAAGUUGCCUAACCACUCCUAAUAAAUCACUUGCUAAUGACCCUCAGCAUCAAGUUCCACCAGAAGUAGACUCCCAAGUGCUGUGUCAGUAUGAUUCCAUCCUAUUCCCUGUGGGAAACCAAGAGAGAGAAUUGUAUUGGCUAAAAAGGGUUCAAGAUGCAGAAGAAAAGUGGAGUGGAGCUCAAGCCAUAAUUGAACAAAUUAAAGCUACCUUCUCAGAGAAAGAGAAAGAACUUGAAAAUAAGAUGGAAGAAAUAAAGAAACAACAGGAAAAAGAACUUUUUAGAGUGAAUCAAGAUAAUUAUAUACUUCAAGCCAAGUUGAAUAGCUUUGAAGAGACAAACAAAAAGCUAAAAUGGUUUAACACUGGAGAAACAGCUGGGCCCAUCUCUGAAGAAAAAUUAAAGCAAAUCCAGAAAGAAAUCCAAGAACAGGAGACCCUUCUUCAAGGAUAUCAGCAAGAAAAUGAAAGAUUAUAUAAACAAGUAAAAGAGCUUCAAGUACAAAAUAAGAAAAAUGAAGAAAGACUAUUUAAAGAAAAUCAGUGCUUAUUGACUGAAUUGGCUUCCUUAAAAGAACAGCUGAAUAAAAGUAGUUUCCCAUCUCAAGUAGUUCAAGAUUCAGAGCCAAACAAAAACCAAAGUUUUACAGAAUUGCUGGCAGAACUUCGAACAACACUGAAAGAAAAAAACAGAUUAUUAGAAGAGAUUAAAAUACUGAAGCAAGACAAACAAGCUCUUGAAGUGGACUUGGAAAAGAUGAAGAAAGAGAGAGACCUUGCUAAGGAUCAGAUUAUUUAUACUUCAGGUGAGAAAUCACAUGAGAUAAAGCUCAUGGAAGAAACUCACAAACAAGAAAUCACUCGUUUGCAGAAGAGAUUACAGUGGUAUGCAGAAAAUCAGGAACUUUUGGAUAAAGAUACUGUUCGACUUAAAGAGGCAAAUGAAGAAAUUGAGAAGCUCAAACUCCAGGUUGAAAAACUGAAAACAGAAGCCGGGAAUCAGUCUGUACAACAGAAGUUACGUCUGAAAGACAGAGCAGUUGAUGCUAAAAAAAUUCAGGAUCUUGAACGACAAGUUAAAGAAAUGGAAGGAAUUAUAAAAAGAAGGUAUCCUAAUUCUUUACCUGCUUUAAUAUUGGCUGCCUCAGCAGCAGGUAAUACAGAUAUUUCACCUAAAAAUACAGUUGAAUUUAUGGAAAAACGCAUAAAAAAAUUAGAAGCUGAGCUUGAGGGUAAAGAUGAAGAAGCAAAAAAAAGCCUUCGUACUAUGGAACAGCAAUUUCAAAAAAUAAAGAUUCAAUAUGAGCAACAAGUGAAGGAGCUUGAACAACAUCUUGCCAGUAAAUUAACAGAUGAGGAAAAGAAACAUGAAAACUCAGCCAGUAUGAAGGCCCUGGAGCAAGAACUUUGUGACAUGAAAGAGGCCCAUCAGGUAACUGUAAAAACCCUGGAAGAUGAAAUUGAAAUUCUUAAAAAUCAAAAUACCCAGUUAGAAUUCAACAAGAAUGAAAGAGAUGAUCAAGAUUUCCAGUCUUUAGAGUUCCAAGUGGAGCAGGCUUCCACAAAAGCCAGACUAGUGAGACUUAAUCAAGAACUGGCUGCAAAAGGAAGAGAAAUACAAGAUCUUACAAAAACCGUAGAAAAACUUCAAAAAGAGAGACGACUGAUGCUGUCCACUCAGAAUGCAGCGGACAAACCUGGAAGUGAGGAAAGAUCUGCCAAAAAGGGGAAGAAGGAAUUUUUGGUCUCCAGUAAAAGGAAUGCUGAGUCCUUCCCAGAAACCUUGGCUAGCAAACUGUAUGAACCACAUGCCUUUGCAGAUUCCCACAUAUCAAAAGUUUUACAAGAAAACUCCAGAUUAAAAAGUGAGCUGGAACGACUGACUUCUGAAAUGAAUGAGCAGAGGGCAAAGUCUGGAGCAGCACUUGCCCACUCUGAAAGUACUGUGAAAAGAACCAAAGAAGAUGCAGCAGAGCAUAUUGCUGCCCUCAAAGCCUCUCAUCAGAGGGAAGUAGAAAAACUUCUUUGCCAACAUGCAAUAGAAAAUUCUUCUUCCAAAGUAGCUGAGCUAAAUCGCAAAAUCUCAACACAAGAGGUCCUUAUAAAACAUCUCCAAACACAGGUUAGUGAGCUGCAAGGAAGUAAAGAAUCCUUAGCAGUUUCUCAAGUUCGAGAGGAAAUCCUUCAAAAAGAGAUUUCAAAACUGUUGGAAGAAUUGCGAGAGGCUAAAGAAAGCCAUACCCCAGAGAUGAAACAUUUCAUGGGUCUAGAAAGGAAAAUCAAACAUAUGGAAAUGAGGCAUGUGCAAAGAGAGCAAGAGCUUCAGCAGGGAGUUCCGAAGUUUGCUCUGCCACCGAGCAAGCGUCCUGAAAGAGCUGCAGACGCUGGCCUGAAGGCCACUAACCAGGACGGGCAGCAAAGGGGUAGAGGUCGCCACGCAAGGGGUCUUUUGAAACCGCUAAGCCCAGUUACUGGGGAGCCAAGGCCGGAGAAGGCAAGAAAAGUUCUUUCCGUGGGUGGGGGGUCCACGGACACCCACUCCCUGGACUUAGGAGCCCCGGGUUUCUUCUUCAGCCAAUUUCCCGAAGGCCUGAUGUGUACAAAUGCAAACCACGGGCUGGAGGGGAUGGUUGUCUACCUGGUCUCCCUUCCAUUCCAGUCCACUGUGCUCCCAUCAAAAAACCAUCUUUACAUUACAAAAGCCAACCUACUCUUACCAAAGCCGGAAACGCCUGCACGAGGUCCCACUGCCCUGGCAUUUCUGCCCCCACCCCUAGGUGGCAGGUCCCUCGCGCCCACUUGCUACCUGCAGCAGGUAGGAGCUGUCAGAGCUAGAUGUGGCCGCCCGCUGCAGCUGCCUCUGCUGCUCUGCCAGACUGCGAGCAAGUUGUUCCUAGCCAGGGGAGGUGCGCGCUUCCGAGCCGCAGUGGAGGGAGGGGAGGAUGGAGGGCGGAGGGCGGGGGAUGGCUGGGGGUGGAGGGAUGGAGAGAUAGAGCAGAGACAAGAAAGGAGCGUGAAUUGGGAGGUCAGCGGUCACCUCUAA
Vombatus ursinus (common wombat) is the source of this 5224-nucleotide messenger RNA. It is a transcript of the gene CEP162, whose product is annotated as centrosomal protein 162. Gene Ontology annotation, cellular component: centriole; axonemal microtubule; centrosome. Gene Ontology annotation, biological process: cilium assembly. The transcript is spliced from 29 exons. Bases 443 to 5224 code for a protein of 1593 amino acids. NCBI's taxonomy places the organism in Eukaryota, Metazoa, Chordata, Mammalia, Diprotodontia, Vombatidae. The record is from RefSeq and is a predicted model, not a curated record.